Molecule: messenger RNA, 3017 nt
Organism: Xyrauchen texanus (razorback sucker)
Lineage: Eukaryota; Metazoa; Chordata; Actinopteri; Cypriniformes; Catostomidae
Gene: zzz3
Product: zinc finger, ZZ-type containing 3
Exons: 12
Coding region: 240-2876 (878 amino acids)
Molecular function (GO): zinc ion binding
Source: RefSeq, a predicted model, not a curated record
UGGUGCUCUUGAGACCCGGUCAUUAUGAAAGCGAGCGGAUGGGCCGCGGCUGCUGUCCUGUACAGUAGAGCAGUGAAAGCGGGAUUGUGGGAUCACAUUCAGCAGUAGCAACGCCGAGAGAGAAAAAAAACAUGGCGGCUGCCGAAUGUGCAGCAAAGGAUUUGCGGAAGUGAGGUGCCCACAUUCUGCUGCUGAGGAGAGAGCACCAUGAUGAGGAGACAGUAGGCACCCACCAUAGUAUGGCCGCGUCCCGCUCUUCGCGCGUCACAAGAUCAUCAGUGGGGAUAAAUGGAUUGGAUGAGAACUUUUGUGGUCGAACCCUCAGGAACCGCAGCAUCGCCCAGCCAGAAGAAAGCUCUCCACCUCCUGCGUCCAGAGCCCGCUCACCCAAGAAGAAGCAGGACUGUCAGCAGCACCAGCAGGCUGGAGCACAGGUUGGAAAGGUAGCCGAGAGCAAGGCGGAGGGUGAGCUCUUGCCCGCCUAUGGAAAACGAGGCUUACCCAGCUCCGAGCAAGACGAGUCAGAGAAAUCGGACAACUGCGAGCGACCAAGGGUUGGGGGUGGGCCAGAAGCCUCCCCCGCCCUGAAGAGGGCCAAACGCUGCUCUCGCUCAGGUGAAUUGCAGGGGGUAGAGGAAGAACCUCCUCUCAAACCAGACAGCCCUGAUCCUGCUGCACCGAAAAAAAAUGACGAGGACCUCAAAUCAAACCCGCCCUCAAUCCCUCCGCUCAGCAUCGACAAAGAGGCAGAGCAGAAAGAGGAUGGCUUGGCAGAGAAGAACGUUUCUCCCCUGCAGGUCAGAGAAAAUGUCAAGGCCACCAAUGGCCUUUCAGAUCUUGAUAAGGAGGACUCUGAAGUUGCAGCAUUACCUGCAGAGCCCUGUGCCUCCCCUGCCAUGGUUAACAACAGUUCCUCACUUUUAAAUGGCAGUCAGGCAGUGCCCUCAUCCCCAGACCCUAUUGUGCCUUGUAGAUCCCCUCAUCCUAAGCAAGCCAAUGAGUCCGACAGCCCACAGAUUGACUGUGAGAGGAAUUGCACUGCAGAGGAAGCCGCAGAGGCUGUGCUGUCCCGGGAACCAGAGAUGGAGGUGGAAGUGGAGGUGGAUGUCGUGGGGGACUCCGGCCAGGCCCAGGAUGAACUGGCAAGGGACGAGAGCACCAACGGCAGCUUUGUAACCGAGCUGCAGGACCCUUCUGAUGACUGCUCGAAUAUCUCAGGAGAAACCGUGGCACUGGCUUCCUCCCAGCUGCCCGCGGAGCCCCCCUCCUUCACAGAGCCCCAAGAACACAGAUACACCCUGAGGACUUCACCGCGUCGCGCUGCCUGUGGUAGUGGGCCCAAAGCCAGCUCCCCCAUACCCAGUUCCCCACACAUAGACAAUAGUUCAUUGAAGGAGGAGGCCACACUUGUUCAUGUCUCUUCAGAGGACGCCAGCCAUAAAGACCCUAUCCAUGAAUCACUGGGGCUUUCUAGUGAGGCAGACAGUGAAUUCUCAGAUAAAGCAGGGGUCAGUGAAGAGGUAGAGGUUUCACAUAGUAGAUCGUCCAGGUCCACCAAAGAGCUUUUGGCCACUCAGGCUGAGGAGGAUGAGGAGGAAGAGGAGGAUCCAGAUGUCUACUAUUUUGAGUCUGAUCACUUGGCUCUUAAACACAACAAAGAUUAUCGGAGGUUGCUCCAGACCAUCAGUGUACUGGAGGCCCAGCGUACCCAAGCCAUCAUGGACCUGGAGACGUUGGCACGGCGUCAGAAAGAGGCCCUGACCGACCCCAUCACAUUUGUGGACCAGCUACAGAAACAGGUGGAGAUGGGAUUGCCCCGCCCCCAGAGAGUGGUCAAGCUCCCGGACAUUGCAUGGGACCAAUACACCUCAGGUCGUGGCGACUUUGAAAGAGAGAUCUGCGACAAGAAGCGCAAAACACGGCAGUUGAAGUUAAUCUUUGACAAAGUGGGGUUGCCUGCUCGACCAAAAAGUCCUGUGGACUCCAAGAAGGAAGGUGACUCUUCAUCUGUGUACUCGUCUACCCUACCGUCAAGUGACAGUCCUGAACAAAGCAUGACCAGUAGCACAACUCAGAUGAUCAGAGGGCGACUGUGCAACCAGAGUAAACCUGACAGCUUCAAUCAGCUAUGGACCGUUGAGGAGCAGAAAAAGCUGGAGCAACUGCUUUUGAAGUUCCCACCGGAGGAGGUCGAGACUAAACGCUGGCAGAAGAUUGCAGAUGAACUUGGCAACAGGACAGCCAAACAGGUUGCAAGCAGGGUACAGAAAUACUUCAUCAAACUGACAAAAGCUGGUAUUCCAGUACCAGGCAGAACGCCCAAUGUAUGCAUGUACAGCAAAAAGGCCUCCAGUAAGCGGCAGCACCACCUCAAUAAACACUUGUACAGGCCCUCAACUUUCCUCACCUCAUAUGAGCCACACGUCUACAUGGAUGAAGAGGAUGAACGUUCUCACUUCUUCAACAGCCUACAAGAUUACUGUGCAGAUGAUUCGGAUGAAGACGGUGUACCGGAGGAGCUGCGAUAUCUGCCAGAGUACAAGGAGCUACUGGAGCUGAAGAAACUUAAGAAACAGAAACUACAGGAGAUCCAGGCUGAGAGCGCUCUCACACAGCACAUCGGAUAUAAGUGUGACAUGUGUGGCAUGGAGCCCAUACAGGGUAUUCGGUGGCACUGCCAGGACUGCCCGCAGGACAACGCUGUGGACUUCUGCAGUACCUGCUCUGACUGUCUAUUUAAAACAGAGACCCACAAGCCCACACACAGGCUGGAGCCAGUCUACCAGGCUGAAACCUUUCUGGACAAAGACUACUGCUUACAGCAGAGUACAGGCUACAACUACCUGGACCCCAACUACUUCCCUGCCAACAGAUGACAGGGACGAUCUAAUAUCCAGGGCUGGGCUGCAGCCCCCAGGGCAUUCUGUGCAUGGCUCCAUCAUCAAAGUCAAAGAAAUGCUUGCAUCUGGGCGAGAGGGUACCACAGAUGGGCCGCACCUUGCCCCGACCCACUGCUG